AAAAAAACCCAAAAAAACAUCGGUGGUCCAGUGUUGCUCCGAGUCCAGUUGUUAUCACACUCGAACAAAGGAACUAAGCGCUGCUGUUGCAAAGAGAUGAGCAAAUAAAAAACGACUACAGCUAGAAAGGACUACGUGCUAGAGAAAGAGAAGGGGGAAAUCAAGAGGAGAGAGCUUGGCUGACACGUGUUUUUGGACAAAUAACUGAUUGAGGGGGUAAAAAAACCGAACAUGGUAUCGGCCGGGCUGGAGAUUCUGGGACUGUCGAUGUGCGUCGUCGGUUCUCUACUGGUGAUGGUGGCGUGCGGGCUGCCCAUGUGGAAGGUGACCGCGUUCAUCGAGGCCAACAUCGUGGUGGCGCAGACCAUCUGGGACGGCCUGUGGAUGUCGUGCGUGGUGCAGAGCACCGGCCAGAUGCAAUGCAAGGUGCACGACUCGGUGCUCGCCCUCAGCCACGACCUGCAGGCGGCCCGGGCGCUCACCAUCAUCUCGUCGGUGAUGGGCGUGCUGGGGCUCAUGGUGGUGAUCGCCGGGGCGCAGUGCACCAACUGCAUCCGCGACGAGAACGUGAAGGCGCGGGUGGUGAACGCCGGCGGGGUGAUCUACAUCAUCAGCGGGCUCUUCGUGCUGGUGCCCCUAUGCUGGAUGGCCAACAACAUCAUCUCGGACUUCUACAACCCGCAGGUGCCCGGCUCCAAGAAGAGGGAGAUCGGCGCCGCCCUGUACAUCGGCUGGGCGGCCACCGCGCUGCUGCUGAUCGGCGGCGCGGUGCUGUGCUGCUCGUGCCCGGCCGGUGGGAACACGGGAUACUCGGUCAAGUAUGCGCCGACCAAGAGAGCCACGCAGAACGGGGACUAUGACAAAAGGAAUUAUGUGUAGCCGCACAGACUUUUUUUUUUUUUUUAAUUUGAAAUUUUUGUACCAGUACCCCACCACCCCCUCGACUCAUUCAAUAAACUGGACCAAGUUUUUCUAUCUUCAGGACUGCCUUUUUUUUCUUGACUCAUUCCGUCAGCUGGACCAUGUUUCUCUAUCUUCAGGACUGAUUUCUUUCUUUCUUUUUUUUUACAUCUACUUCCGACAAAAGGAGUACAGUAUCUUUGUUAGGUACAUGCUUUUGUAAGUUUGUUUUUCAUGAUAUUUUUUAUUUGAUUUUUUUGUAGAACUCAUGCCAUUGACAACACAUGCUUCGCCUGCCAACCUGUACAGUAACAGGAAAAAAAAAAUGCACUCCUUCAUAGAUGUUGAUGUGAAAACGUGUACAUCAGGUGUGUCAGAAAAGUUCCGUUAUAUAUUUUGAAACGCCAAGCAAGACGUUUUCCCCUUCGGUUGCAGGCAGAUGAUAAAGCGGCAUUCGCUCGGCUCAGCGGGCGAGAAGAGGCACCUGCUCACAAGGCCCUGAGCAUCCAAAAGAUCCUGGCGAAGAAGCACAUCGCGUGCGCCUCCCACCUCACCUGAUCUGACCUGGCUAGGUGUGGUCCCCACCACCAUCGAAACGGCCGUGACGACUGCGCUGGGGGCCAUUCUGGAAGAAUCCUCCCAGGCUUGCACCGAGGCGCGGCAGACGAGGGUGGGAAAGGCCAUUGUGCUCCUGGGAGAUUAUUUCUGAGAAGAAAACAUGUGGUUUGGGUUUGACACACGGCCCUGGAACGUUUCUGACACACCUUGUAACACUCGAGAAAUUGUUCAUGUGCUGGGAUUGAUGACCGGGGACGUUUCUGUCCAUUAUUCCAAGCACCAGGUGGCCUCGUGACCGCCGCAGGUAGUCUGAUUUCAUUUCUUAAGUCUCUGGAAUUGUUUGCUUUUGUUGUUUGAUGUAGUGACUCACAAUUUCUGUAUAAGAAGAUGCAAUAUUGUUGCCCUUUUUAAUAAGAUUAAACACUAUAUUUGUCUGGAA
This is a messenger RNA of Syngnathoides biaculeatus (alligator pipefish), 1897 nucleotides long. RefSeq names its product claudin 5a (gene cldn5a). Bases 232 to 879 code for a protein of 215 amino acids. The record is from RefSeq and is a predicted model, not a curated record. Gene Ontology annotation, molecular function: structural molecule activity. Gene Ontology annotation, biological process: cell adhesion; bicellular tight junction assembly. Gene Ontology annotation, cellular component: plasma membrane; bicellular tight junction. The transcript has a single exon. Lineage: Eukaryota; Metazoa; Chordata; Actinopteri; Syngnathiformes; Syngnathidae.